Molecule: messenger RNA, 5664 nt
Organism: Cyprinodon tularosa
Lineage: Eukaryota; Metazoa; Chordata; Actinopteri; Cyprinodontiformes; Cyprinodontidae
Product: attractin-like protein 1
Exons: 30
Coding region: 417-4607 (1396 amino acids)
Cellular component (GO): Golgi apparatus
Molecular function (GO): protein binding
Source: RefSeq, a predicted model, not a curated record
CUCAUGCUCAGGCUCCCAGUGCCGGACUUUUCCCUGCCAGGGGCCAGCUGCGGAGCGCUCACACCGCGCGAGAGGCGUCAUGUCAGGCAGACCGUGGAGGUGUUUGUUAGGAGAGGAGGAUGCUGCUGCUGAUGGUGAUUUCACCUCCUGGAUGUUGAUAUUCUAACGGGAUCAUCAUCCUGUUUACUUCCUGCCACCGGAUCCUUUACCUCAGAUCAAGUCUGGGAAGCAAUAAAAAAGGAUUUCUUUUCAUCUUUACUCGCCGCUGGCUGCGGGGAUGAAUCUGUAGUGUUUUAAACUAAGUUUAUUCUCAUUUUUCAGUCAAACAUGUCAGCCUGCAGGUAAAACCACUGCUCCCUUUUUAAACACCUUCCUCGCCGAGGUUACAGGUGGGUCACCUGAGCAGACCCUUCAUCAUGGAUCCUCCGCAGCGGAGCGGAUCAUCACCAUCCUCCGGGAGGUGGAGCAUCCACCUGGGGAUGCUGCUGAUGCUGCUCCAUCUGCUGCUCCACGCAGGGCAUUCAGCGGCGCUGCGCUCCUGCCAGAAGAGCUGCUUUUCAGGGAGCUGCGUGAACGGCAGCUGCGUGUGUGAGCACGGCUGGGUGGGGGAUGAGUGUCAGCACUGCCAGGGAAGGUUCAGGUUAACAGACCUGUCGGGUUCUCUCACAGAUGGUCCAGUCAACUAUAAAUACAAGACCAAAUGUACAUGGCUAAUAGAGGGAUAUCCCAAUACAGCCCUCAGGCUUCGCUUCAAUCACUUUGCCACGGAGUGCAGCUGGGACCACAUGUACGUCUACGACGGGGACUCCAUUUAUGCCCCCUUGAUUGCGGUGUUCAGUGGGCUGGUGGUGCCAGAGAAGAAAGGGAAGGAGUCCGUACCCGAGGUGGUGACCACGUCUGGAUACGCCCUGCUCCACUUCUUCAGCGAUGCUGCAUACAACCUGACUGGUUUCAACAUAGCCUACUCGAUAAAUUCCUGUCCCAACAACUGCUCAGGCCACGGCAGAUGCAGCGCUGGGAACUCGGUGGCGGGUCGUGUUUACUGUGAAUGUGAUGAGUACUGGAAAGGAGAGGCCUGUGACAUUCCCUACUGCAGGGCCAACUGUGGCAGCCCGGAUCACGGCUACUGCGACCUGACCGGAGAAAAGCUGUGUGUCUGCAACGACAGCUGGCAAGGACCCGACUGCACCCUCCCUGUUCCCUCCACAGAGGCCUUCUGGAUGCUGCCCAGCAUCAAGCCAUCGGCUCAGUCUCUGGGCCGGGCCUCCCACGCCGCCUUGGUCCACUCUCGGUUGAUGUGGGUGGUAGGAGGCUACUCCUUCAACUACUCCAACUACCACAUGGUGCUCAAUUACAACCUGGACACCAGCGCAUGGGACGUGGUGCCAGUCAGCAACGGACCUCUCUACAGAUAUGGACACUCUCUGGCUCUCUACCAGGAUGACAUCUACAUGUUUGGUGGAAAGCUGGAGGGGGGGCCGGCCAACAUCACAGACGAGCUGUGGUUGUUUAACAUUCCCACUCGUACCUGGUCACCACGGAAACCAGCUCCUCUUUAUGCUGUGGAGGGCCACACAGCUCAUGUGGUGGAGCUGUCCAAUGGCGACCCGGUGAUGCUGAUCUUCUUCGGCUACUCGCCCAUCUACAGCUACAUCAAUAAGGUUCAGGAGUACAACAUCAGGUCAAACUUGUGGCAGGUUGUGUCUGUUGGAGGCGCCGUGGUUCAGGGAGGUUACGGACACAGCAGCGUGUACGAUGAAGCCAGCGGCUGUGUUUACGUCCACGGGGGAUACAAGGCUCUGAGCAACAACAAAUACGGCCUGGUGGACCACAUGUACCGCUACAGCGUUGGCACCAGAACAUGGCUGAUUCUCAGGGAGAGCGGUUUGCCGCGGUACCUCCACUCAGCGGUGCUGCUGAGCGGGACGAUGCUGGUGUUUGGAGGAAACACUCACAAUGACACGUCUCUAAGCAACGGAGCAAAGUGUUUUUCUGCAGACUUCCUGGCAUACGACAUAGCUUGUGAUAAAUGGACAGUCCUUCCUAGACCAGGGCUGCACAGGGACGUCAACCGCUUUGGCCACUCUGCUGUCGUCAGCAAUGGCUCCAUGUACGUCUUUGGAGGCUUUUCGGGUCUGCUUCUGAACGACGUGCUGUCCUACACCCCGCCGUCCUGCCGGGCCUACUCAUCCCCGUCUGCUUGUUUAGCAGCCGGGCCUGGAGUUCGCUGCCACUGGGUGGAAAGCAGAUGCCUCCCCUGGGAAUCCAAACAGCAUGAUCCCAUCGUUCCGGCCCCUUUUUGCCCUGCACCACCCGAAAGCACAGAUGAACAGUGCAUCCACUUCUCCGACUGCGCCAGCUGCACGGCCAACAGCCGGGGCUGUCAGUGGUGCGAGGACAGGAAGUGCAUCUCUGCCUUCAGUAACUGCACCGUGCUGACUCUGGAGCUGGCCCAGCAGCAUGGCGGCGCUCUGUCUCUGUCUCCUCCUCCAUCCAUGUUGUCUGAACAUCAGCUCAGCUUGUGGAAACACGGAGCGCGAAGGAGGGGACAUUCGGUGAGAGAAUCAUCCAGAUGCAAACGCAGGGAGGAGCAGGAGUGUUUCCGACGGGCCAACUGCAGGAGCUGCUCCCAGAACAGCAACUGUCAGUGGGAGGCGCAGCAGCAGGAGUGCCAGGCGCUGCCCGGCCAGAUGUGUGGGGACGGCUGGUACCAUGUCGGGGAGGCCUGUUUGCGGAUCAACACCAGCAGGGAGAGCUACGACAACGCUCAGCACUACUGCAAAAACCUGGGAGGAAAUAUAGCCUCUCUGCUCACAGACAAUCAAGUCAGCUUUGUUCUGGAGGAGCUGCAAAAAUAUCAGCUGGAAAACCAGAGGUUAUCUCCAUGGGUGGGCUUGAGGAAGAUCAACGUGUCCUACUGGGGCUGGGAGGAUACAUCACCGUUUACCAACACUACUCUGCGUUGGUUACCCGGGGAGCCCAGUGACUCGGGAUUCUGUGCCUACUUGGAGAGGGUGGAGACGGCCGGACUGAAAGCCAACCCCUGCACCGCCACCACAGAUGGCCUGAUCUGUGAAAAAUCCGCCGGGAGUCCUCAGAGUCAAAAUGCUCGUCCUUGUAAGACGCCCUGCGCUCUGCGGACCACCUGUGCCAACUGCACCAGCCAAGCCAUGGAGUGCAUGUGGUGUGGAAGCACCCAGCGCUGCGUGGACUCCUCAGCAUACAUCAUCUCUUUCCCCUACGGUCAAUGUAUGGAGUGGCAGACUCAAGAAUGCUCCGCACGGAACUGCUCUGGCCUCAGAACCUGCUCCGAGUGUCUGGGGAGGGUUGAGUGCGGCUGGUGCGGCGAUCCCAGCAACACCGGUAGAGGGGUGUGCAUGGAAGGUUCCUACCGGGGCCCCCUGAAGCCCACAAACUCAAGGUUUGGGUCCAAAGUGCGCGACCGGGACAUGGUGGUGGAUCAGAAUCUCUGCUCAUCUGACAGAGGCUACAACUGGGCCUUUAUCGAAUGCCCUGCGUGUCAGUGUAACGGCCACAGCAGGUGUGUGAACAGCAGCGUGUGCGAGCACUGUGGGAACCUGACAGCAGGGACACACUGUCAGACCUGCAUGCCUGGUUAUUAUGGAGACCCCACCAAUGGAGGGAAGUGUAACGCCUGCAAGUGUAACAGCCAUGCCAAUUUGUGCCAUGUCAGCUCUGGAAAAUGCUUCUGCACUACCAAGGGCGUCAAGGGAGACCAGUGUCAGCUAUGUGACUCAGAAAACCGAUACCUUGGUAACCCCCUCCGUGGAACCUGUUAUUACAACCUGCUGAUUGAUUACCAGUUUACCUUCAGCCUGCUUCAGGAGGACGACCGCCACUAUACCGCCAUCAACUUUAUGGCCACUCCGGAACAGGCCAAUAAGAACCUUGACAUGUCCAUCAAUGCCUCAAACAACUUCAACCUCAACAUUACCUGGUCCCUCAGCUCAACAGCUGGUACCAUAUCUGGAGAAGAGAUGUCCAUCAUCACAAGGACUAACAUCAAGGAGCACAGGGACAGCUUCUCAUGUGAGAAGUUUAACUUCAGACUUCACCAGAACAUCACAUUUUACGUGUAUGUGUCCAACUUCAGCUGGCCAAUCAAGAUCCAGAUCGCCUUCUCUCAGCACAACAGCAUCAUGGACCUGGUUCAGUUCUUCGUCACCUUCUUUAGCUGCUUCCUGUCGUUGUUACUGGUCGCCGCUGUGGUUUGGAAAAUCAAGCAGACCUGCUGGGCUUCACGGCGUAGAGAGCAGCUGAUGAGAGAGCGGCAGCAGAUGGCCAGCCGUCCCUUCGCAUCGGUUGCUGUGGCGCUGGAGGUGGGCGGCGACCAGGAGGAGCUGCAACAGGCGGUGCCAAAGCCCGUCGCCAUGGAGCCGUGUUGGGGGAGCCGAGCAGGAGUUCUCACUGUCCUAAUGCAUCUCCCAAGACUCCCCUCUGGAAUACCUCCACCUGGACAGUCUGGUAUUGCAAUAGCAAGCGCUCUGGUGGACACGUCCCAGCAGCGAGUGGUGGACUUGAAAGAUAGAAGCCUGGGUCUGAAACACAGGAAGCACAUUGUACACCAUCAGGGAACUUGUGUAUGAAAAAUGUGACCCUAUUCACCCCCCUGCGCGCCCUGAAAUGUGGACUUUGGACUAUCGGCUUCAUAUGAUUGACAUGAAAGUAAAUAUGGACUGCAAAUCCUGGAGUCAAAUGUACUGGCCUUCCCAUUUUCCCUGUUUUGAUCGCAUCUGUUUAUGCAAGAAAAGGCCAUUUUUCUAAAUCACUGAACCAAACUAAUGUAUCAAGAGCUCCAAUGAGAUGGUAAAAUAAAACCCUCUUGACUUAGAAGUCACUUUGGCGCUUUAUUCAAAGUCAAAACCAAACUGCUGUUAAACUUUAAACUGUUUUUUUUUUUUUUUGCAUUUAUGUCCUCUUGAUCCAUGGAUGUAACAACUGAAUUUGUUCUUUUUUGAUACUAUAUUCUGGUGUUUUUUCUCCCUGUGCCGCCUCUCUAGGUGUAGAUUUUGUAACUGCUCAGGUCCUCUGUGAUCGAGAGGCUCCGUCUGAAUGCACUGAGACCAAAAUGCUUUAUCCGUACGCCCUCUGAGGGGUUGUUUUAUGCAAUCACGAAGCUACGUAACCCCACAUUUCUGUUGAAUAAGCCACUAAUGGUAUCCAGCAUGAAGAUUCAUUAAUUGCUUUACUCUCUUCUGUUUGAUUGUUACAUAUCAAAACAUGAACUAUUUAUCAAUUAUGCAAAAUAAAUGUAAACAGUUGAGCAGUUUUUACAAAUACUCUUUUUUAACUUGCAAUCUGAAACUGAUAUGAUGGAAUCUGUAGAGUUUAAAACCAUCUGGCUCUUUCUCAACUACAUAAAUAAGCAUACUUUAUGCAAAUCAAUGAAAGAUUUGUAGGAUGUCAAACAUUUCUUUGUAUUAAGCUCGUUAAAUCCUUCAGUCGAUGUUGUAAAGUCAGUUAUGAACUGCAUCAAUGAUGUAAAGUUACAAUAGGACUUGAUAAAACCUGUAUUGUAUGUAUGUAAUUUUGCACUGGAUUGACGCUGAGAGUCGGUUUAACAAAUGGCAGCUCACAAAACUGUUUUUGUCCCUCUGAGAAAAAAAAAACUGUACAAUUAAAACCUUUUGAUGCUUCUUUGUA